Messenger RNA from Gigantopelta aegis, 396 nucleotides. Its product is annotated as 60S ribosomal protein L44-like. NCBI's taxonomy places the organism in Eukaryota, Metazoa, Mollusca, Gastropoda, Neomphalida, Peltospiridae. The transcript has 5 exons. The record is from RefSeq and is a predicted model, not a curated record. Gene Ontology annotation, biological process: translation. Bases 42 to 362 code for a protein of 106 amino acids. Gene Ontology annotation, cellular component: ribosome; cytosolic large ribosomal subunit. Gene Ontology annotation, molecular function: structural constituent of ribosome.
GCAAAAGCUAACUUCCUUUUUCUCCGAGUCAAAACACCGAAAUGGUGAAUGUUCCCAAGUCAAGAAGAACCUUCUGUAAAGGGAAGAAAUGCAAGAGGCACACUUUACACAAAGUGACACAGUACAAGGCUGGUAAAGCCUCAUUGUAUGCCCAAGGUAAAAGGAGAUACGACAGAAAACAAGCUGGUUAUGGAGGUCAGACAAAACCUAUAUUUCACAAGAAGGCAAAGACCACAAAAAAGAUAGUUCUGCGUAUGGAAUGUACAGACUGCAAAUACAGAAAACAGCUGUCCAUUAAACGAUGCAAGCAUUUUGAAUUAGGCGGUGACAAGAAACGAAAGGGCCAGAUGAUCAUGUUCUAGUUGUGUGGGUGGAAAUAAAAAAAAAUGGACAAAA